This is a messenger RNA of Euleptes europaea (tarantolino), 461 nucleotides long. Its product is annotated as early growth response protein 4-like. The record is from RefSeq and is a predicted model, not a curated record. The transcript is spliced from 2 exons. The coding region runs from base 13 to 453 and encodes 146 amino acids. Lineage: Eukaryota; Metazoa; Chordata; Lepidosauria; Squamata; Sphaerodactylidae.
UCCUUGGCAUCCAUGGCCGAGGGGACUGGACGCGCCCCCCUGCCUUUCCGCCCGGGACUCCAGGCCCCCUCUGCCUUCGCCUAUGAGGGCCUCUGUGGCAAAUGGAGCCUGCCCAGCUGCAAGGGACUGAACGGGCUGGCAGGGGGCGAGGUUGACAUCCCACCCGGAACACCCCCAGCGUGCGCCAAGGAGAGUUCUUCGUUAUCGCCUUCUGCUGUUGCUGCAGUGGGGACAGCGGGCGCUGGUGGCAGCCCUAAACCUCAGCCCCCCAACCCAGGACCAGUCCCUGAAGGCAGCAGCGACUCCACCCCGUUACCUCCAGAACUGUUGGCGACGCCCUGCGGGAGCUGUCCCCAGCCAGAGUCUGCCCCUACCGUAGCAGAGUGGGGGCGGCAACGAGAAGACGAAGACAGCCCCGCAGCUGCCCAGCCGCUUCUGGAACAUCAGUACUAAGGGGGAAG